AUGCUCGCAAAACUCGCCUUGGCUGUCGUGGGCUUGGCCGCAGUCCUCCUCUUCAACCGCCUGUUGGCCGUGAUCACGAACAACCCCAAGUCCCGGCCUCUGCCCCUUCCCCCUGGCCCUGCUGGGCUGCCCAUCAUCGGCAAUGUCCACCAGACCCCAAAGGCUCACGCCUGGCUCCAAUGGCACCAGUGGAGCAAGCAGUUUGGCCCCAUGAUAUACCUGAAUAUGCUUGGCCAGCCCAUUGUUGUCCUGCACUCUGCCAGGGCUGCCCAAGACCUCAUGGCCCGGCGCGGAGCAAUAUACUCGGACCGGCCCCGUCUGGUGCUGGCCGGCGAGCUGGCCCUCAAGGGCUUGCACCUGGUCCUCAUGCCAUAUGAUGCCCGUUACAAAUUACACCAGAGGCUGGAAGCCCCCCUUCUCUCCCCCCGGGCCGCCUCGUCCUACCAGCCCCUGCUGGACCUGGAGACCAGGCAGCUCCUGUUCGACCUGCUCACUGCCACCACCUCGGCCCGCGGCGUCGACUACCACCACCAGCUUGAGCGCACCAUGGCCUCUGUCACGUACGCCCUCAUGUACGGCUAUCGCCUGCCCACCGGCCGUGAACCCGAGCUCGUACGCGCCCACGGCAUCAUGAAGGAGUUUGCCGCCAUGAUGUCCGACAACAACAUAGUCGAUGUGCUGCCCUGCCUCGACAAACUGCCCAUCCCUUGGCCCUGGAGGCGCAAGGCCGAGAGACACUGGCACGAGCAGCGGGACCUCCAUCUCACCAACCUCCACCGCGCGCGGGCCAACCCAGGCUGGAAUUUCGUCAAGGAAAUGGGCGCCAGCGCCGAGGCCAAGCAGAUGAGCGAGGAGGAGUUCGCCUUCGACGUCGGCAUCCUGGCCGACGCCGCCCUGGAGACCACCGUCCUCACCGGCAACUGGUUCGUCGUGGCGUGGCUCACCCAGAACAAGAAGUCCGGCUUCGUGGCUAAGGCCCAGCGGCUGCUGGACGACGUGGUCGGCAGGGACCGGCUGCCGACCUUUGCCGACAGGCCGAAUCUCGUCUACAUCGACGCCAUCGUGGAGGAGGUGCUGCGCUGGCGGCCCAUCGGCAUCACGGGCAUUCCCCACGUGACAAAGGUCGAGGACCAGUACGAGGGCUACCGCAUCCCCGCCGGCAGCAUCGUCUUUGCGAACCAGUGGUCCAUCACGCGCGAUCCGGGUACAUUCGGCGAGGACGCAGACGAGUUCGUGCCGGAGCGGUGGCUCGCCGACUCCGACUGGGGCUACGGCAGGCCCGGGGAUGUCAAGGCCAGGCCCAAGUCGGACGGGGCCGAGCCGCUGAGAGACAUGCCGUCGACGGGGUUCGGCUUCGGGCGGCGCAUCUGCACCGGUCAGCACAUCGCGCGCAACGAGCUGUGGAUGCAAGUCGCGGUGCUGUUGUGGGCAUUCAACCUCGACGGCGCCGUGGACCCGGACUCGGGGGAUCGCAUCGAGGUCGACCCCAUGGCCAUGGCGGAAUCGCUUAUUAUCAGGCCUUUGCCUUUCAACGCCUUGUUUAAGCCCCGGGGCCCGUGGGUUGAGGAUUUAGUCCGGAGGAAUUGUGAUACCACUAAGGAAGACUUCGUCAAGCUGCUAGAAAAGAUCGGCCGGGACAGAGCGGACAGAGCGCCGUGGCAGUGA
Diaporthe citri is the source of this 1665-nucleotide messenger RNA. RefSeq lists its product as uncharacterized. Lineage: Eukaryota; Fungi; Ascomycota; Sordariomycetes; Diaporthales; Diaporthaceae. Gene Ontology annotation, molecular function: monooxygenase activity; heme binding; iron ion binding. The record is from RefSeq and is a predicted model, not a curated record. The transcript has 2 exons. Bases 1 to 1665 code for a protein of 554 amino acids.